CAAAGCAUUUAGAAAACAAAGAUAGAUACAAACAGCACUUUACUUUGUCCUAAUCUAAGAUAAUAUAAAUGUUGCUGAAGCAUGAAUCCUUCUUAAGAAUCGUCUCGAAGUUCGGGUUAGUUGAACCAUGAAACGACCAAACUGCAACGCCAGAAAUGAUAUUGUUACAUAUUUGUAAUAUACCAGCAAUAAAACUUGAAUCAAUGCUACAGUUAUUGUGUAGGUAAGUAUGCAGAAAGCGGUGAAAUACAGUGCAUUGUAACCUAUGUGUCUUCUCUUGCUUGGUUGUAAGUGACUUCAAGCGAAUAUAUCGAUUACGGACAGCAUAUAAUCAACAACAUCAAAGCCAUAACUUCAUUUUGAAAUCUUGUCGACUCGGUCAAUCGGAAGGGUUCACUGUGCAGGUAUAGGUGCAGGAGAGCCUUUCUGUUGCAAGGCUGUCUGUUGUAAUUCGACAAUCUCCGCUCGUGCUUUCUCAGAUUUCUCGGUAAUGUCUUUUAUUUGCGCUUCAAUUCGUUUGAUUUCACUCCGAAUGAAGUCCAGUCGUUUGUCAACAUUUGCCUUAGCCUCCGCUUGCUCUUGUGGGACAAGAACAGGGCCCAUAAGCUUGUAGACCGUAUUCUCGGGCUUCAGUCCCCCAAAUUCCUUCUUGACUUCACUGGUUUCUGUUAAUUGUGCUUCACGACGCUGACUAGCUUCGACUGCUGCGGAGAGCUCUGCUUGAAGCUUUUGGUAUACUGUAGAGGCUGCUUGAAGACGAGUGUCGACAGACAUGGUGGUUAAACGCGAAAAUGCGAAUCCGGAUGGAUCUUAGGACGGCCGUUAGCGAGUAGCGAACUCCACAAAGCUUGAAAAUGCCACCCGUCGGCGACUUGCUCUCACCCUCUUUCUCACCUCUCACUACUACACUUCAACGGCUGAGCUGAGUCUCGUUGACGGCCCACUGCUUGUCUGAGUCGUUCUUUGGAACUGAAACGGUCAAAAGCGGAGAAAAAACGACAAAGAUGGCAUCAAUGCUUCGAGCGUACAACGCACUUCUCCAACGACGUCCAAUGGCCACACAAUGUGCCACUGCGGCAGUUUUGUUUGGUGCAGGCGACGUGAUUGCACAACAAGCAAUCGAGGGGAAGGGUCGCGACCAUGACUUUGCACGAACGGCACGCAUCACGUUCUAUGGUGGCGCGCUUUUCGGGCCAAUCAUGACAAAGUGGUACCAAGCAUUGAACAGAUUGCAGUUCGCGAGUCCAGUAAAGGCGGUUGUCUAUCGUGUGUGGCUUGAUCAAGCCGUACUCACACCUGCCGCCGUUGUUUUCUUCUUUUCGUCAAUGACUUUCCUCGAGGGCAAGGGCAUCUCCGAAGCCACCCGGCGCGUCGAGACUGCAUACGUCCCGACACUACUGCGUAACUGGGGAGUCUUCGUUCCCGCGCAAAUCAUCAACUUCUCACUCGUGCCAACGCACAUGCGCUUCGUCUUCGUCGGUGUCGUUUCGCUUUUCUGGAAUACAUACCUAAGCUACGCGAAUACCCAAGCCCAAAAGGCGCUUCUUGCUAAGUCAAUCACUUUCCCGACUGAUACGUCGGGUAUAGAGGACAUCAAGGAGGAGGACCUCAAAAAAGAAGUCAAACCCACAUAGUCCACUACAAGUUUUUACGGAGAUCAAUGCCCCCUUAGCCGUUGACGAUACCGUAGUAGAGUAACGGGGCGACACCUUGCAUAUCACCUCGUUUAGGAUACACGAGCAUGGACGACAAGUGGAGCGUCACCAUCCAGGACAAUUAUCCAUUCACGCUGUAUCUAUUGACAUAGAACUAUCGAUCCGACUCCAAUAGACUUCACAGAUUUCAGGCGU
This is a messenger RNA of Fomitiporia mediterranea MF3/22, 1850 nucleotides long. RefSeq lists its product as uncharacterized. The record is from RefSeq and is a predicted model, not a curated record. Bases 1005 to 1634 code for a protein of 209 amino acids. The transcript has 10 exons. Lineage: Eukaryota; Fungi; Basidiomycota; Agaricomycetes; Hymenochaetales; Hymenochaetaceae. Gene Ontology annotation, cellular component: cytoplasm; mitochondrion; membrane.